Molecule: messenger RNA, 2565 nt
Organism: Ctenopharyngodon idella (grass carp)
Lineage: Eukaryota; Metazoa; Chordata; Actinopteri; Cypriniformes; Xenocyprididae
Gene: slc23a4
Product: solute carrier family 23 member 4
Exons: 13
Coding region: 113-1972 (619 amino acids)
Biological process (GO): transmembrane transport
Cellular component (GO): membrane
Molecular function (GO): transmembrane transporter activity
Source: RefSeq, a predicted model, not a curated record
GAAUCAUUAACUACAGGAUAGCACAGUCAAAACAGUGAGAUUCAUUUCAUCCGAGGAAAGUCAUUUAAGAAUUUCCAUUGAGAAUUCUAUACUGCCUCCUGUCUCCACACUCAUGGCUCCAGAGAAGACUAGUGAUGGGCUGGACAACUAUGCAUUUACUGUUGAUGGUGUAGACCGCUUCUGUGAGUUACCAGAAAAUACAAACGGAAGAGGUAGUUUUUCAGAGGAGGGAGACAGUAACAAGCUAGCAUAUUGUGUCACAGAUAUUCCACCAUGGUACCUUUGCAUCUUUUUGGGGAUUCAGCACUAUCUUACAGCCUUUGGUGGCAUCAUAGCCAUUCCUCUGAUAUUGUCUCAGGGCCUUUGUCUACAGCAUGACGGCCUCACGCAAAGUCACCUAAUCAGCACUAUUUUCUUCGUGUCUGGGUUGUGCACCUUACUGCAGGUCACUUUUGGAGUGAGGUUACCCAUUCUCCAGGGUGGAACGUUUACGUUCCUUUCACCCACCAUGGCUUUGCUUUCAAUGCCUGAAUGGACCUGUCCAGCCUGGACACAAAACGCCAGCCUGGUCAACACCACCUCACCCGAGUUCAUAGAUGUUUGGCAAAGUCGAAUGCAAGUUCUCCAAGGCUCAAUCAUGGUGGGCUCCCUAUUCCAAGUGCUGGUGGGAUUCUCCGGUCUCAUUGGCCUCUUCAUGCGUUUCAUUGGCCCUUUGACCAUCGCACCUACUAUUUCACUAAUCGGCCUAUCGCUGUUUGACUCCGCUGGCAUGAAUGCAGGACACCAUUGGGGCAUCUCUUCCAUGACGACGUGUUUGAUUGUGAUAUUCUCGCAGUACCUCCGUCAUAUUGCCAUCCCUUUCCCCAAAUACAGCAAAGCCAAGAAAUUUCACACCACCAAGAUUUACAUAUUUCAGAUUCUGCCUGUCCUGCUAGGUAUCAGUCUGUCUUGGUUGAUUUGUUACCUGCUGACGAUCUACGAUGUCCUGCCCUCAGACCCUGACAAAUAUGGCUAUCUAGCUCGGACUGACAUUAAAGGAGACGUUACCGGCAGGGCGCCUUGGUUCAGAUUUCCUUAUCCAGGUCAAUGGGGAGUGCCAACUGUUAGUCUGGCAGGAGUUUUUGGAAUCCUGGCAGGAGUCAUAUCAUCAAUGAUUGAGUCAGUGGGUGAUUAUCAUGCCUGUGCCAGGCUAUCUGGUGCUCCACCUCCACCUAGACAUGCCAUCAAUAGGGGCAUUGGCAUUGAAGGCAUUGGGUGUCUGCUGGCAGGUGCCUGGGGCACAGGUAACGGAACCACCUCCUACAGUGAGAACGUAGGAGCCUUGGGGAUCACCAAGGUUGGUAGUCGCAUGGUGAUUGUGGCCAGUGGCUUUGUAAUGAUUAUAAUGGGAAUGUUUGGGAAAAUUGGAGCCAUAUUUACUACAAUACCAACGCCUGUCAUUGGAGGAAUGUUUCUAGUCAUGUUUGGGGUCAUUAUGGCUGCUGGUGUUUCAAGCCUACAGUAUACAGACAUGAAUUCUUCACGGACCAUCUUCAUCUUUGGAUUCUCCAUGUUCACUGGGCUUACUAUUCCUAACUGGAUAAUGAAAAACCCAACAUCUAUAGCCACAGGAGUUGUUGAACUGGACCAUGUGCUUCUAGUGCUUCUGACAACCAGUAUGUUUGUUGGAGGAUUCUUUGGAUUUCUGCUCGAUAACACAAUACCUGGAACGAAACGCGAACGGGGCAUUAUUGCAUGGAACAAUGCCCACCAAAAUGAGUCAGACAACACUGUAGAAAGUGAUGACGUGUAUGGGCUGCCCUUUGGAAUUACUACCUGCCUCUCUUCCUUCAGGUGGACCAAAUAUGUGCCAUUCUGCCCUACACACAAAGUCAGCACACAGGAUGACCCACCAUCCAGUCUGGAUUCUUUGGACACCAAAACAGAGCCUAACAAAGAUGAUGCACACAUCAUAGUGGGGGUGGCAUUAUAGUCUGUGAUGGAGACUUCCAUCUUAAAUCAAGAGACAAUUUAGUCUAAAGUAAAAAGGCUCCUAAUUCUGUGAUAUAGUCGUAUUCAGAGUCAUAUUCAAUUCUCUGUCAUAUUGAGGUACGGACUGAACUGAGAAGGCAGCUACCCCCACAUUCAUAAUUUAAUAUCUAAUCUGAAGCAGUACUGCUCAAAUAUAUCUCUCUAUUUUAUGAAUUAUCUGUAAAGAUAAUGUUAAUGAGUAAUGGGUAACACUUCACAAUAAGGUCUUAUUAGAUAAUGUUAGUAAAUUCAUUAUUUAACUUACAAUGAGCAAUACAUUUGUUACAGGAUUUAUUUUUUAAUGUAUUAGCAAAUGUUGAAAUUAACAUUAAGAUUAAAAAAUGCUUUACCUUUUUUUUUUUUCAUUGUUAGUUCAUGUUAACUAAUGAAUUAAUGUUAACUAAUAGUACCUUAUUGUAAAGUGUUACUGAUUAAUGUUUUUCUUUUCUUAAUGGUGCUCUAGGGGUGAUUUCAAAUAAAGAUGAGAAGUGCAAAACACUUGAUAGGGUACAAAUAUAUAUUUUACAAAAUAAAUAAACUUAGUUUUGGAAUUCA